AUGAAAAUUAUAAUUUUUCUUGGACUCUUCGGAGUUACAUUUUCAGCCCCGCUUAUCCCACGGCGCCUUAUGUCUGCUAGCAACAGCAAUGAGUUACUUCUGAAUCUUAAUAAUGGUCAACUUUUGCCACUACAACUUCAGGGCCCAUUUAAUUCAUGGAUUCCUCCCUUCUCUGGCCUUCUACAACAGCAGCAGCAGGCUCGGGUUCCAGGACAUCCCCAGUUCUCACUGUCAACUCUAGACCAGUUUGCUGGACUAUCCCCAAGUCAGAUACCUUUCCCAAGACAAGUCGGUUUUGCCCAAGGAUCCCAGGCUGGCCAGCUAGGCCCCUCACAGCCUCAGGCACCAUCCCAGACCCAGCAGGGUCCCAAUCAUGUGAUGCCCUAUGUAUUUUCCUUCAAAAUGCCUCAGGAACAAGCACAGAUGCUUCAAUACUAUCCAGUGUACAUGCUCCUACCCUGGGAACAAUCUCAACAAACAGUCACUCAAUCACCCCAACAAACAGGGCAGCAACAAUUUGAGGAGCAGGUACCAUUCUAUACUCAAUUUGAAUAUAUUCCACAACAAGCAGAACCUGGUGUACCAGGAGGACAACAGCAAUUGACUUUUGACACCCUCUUGGGCACAGCUCCUGAAACUGUUGUGAUGCCAGGAGGAGAAGUGAUCCCGUAUUUACAGAAAGAGGUGAUAAAAUUUAGCCAUGACAGUGCAGGAGUUCUCAUGCCAUCAACUUCACCAAAACCCAGCACCACCAAGGCUUUUGCUUCCGCCGUAGAUCCAACUAUUGCUCCCGUGCUUCCAGAAGAGAAGGCCAAGACUGAUAGCCUAAGAGAGCCAUAA
Molecule: messenger RNA, 840 nt
Organism: Sciurus carolinensis (gray squirrel)
Lineage: Eukaryota; Metazoa; Chordata; Mammalia; Rodentia; Sciuridae
Gene: Odam
Product: odontogenic, ameloblast associated
Exons: 10
Coding region: 1-840 (279 amino acids)
Source: RefSeq, a predicted model, not a curated record